This is a messenger RNA of Tachysurus fulvidraco (yellow catfish), 1805 nucleotides long. RefSeq lists its product as uncharacterized. The record is from RefSeq and is a predicted model, not a curated record. The transcript has 5 exons. The coding region runs from base 147 to 584 and encodes 145 amino acids. NCBI's taxonomy places the organism in Eukaryota, Metazoa, Chordata, Actinopteri, Siluriformes, Bagridae.
GCACGCAUGCGCACAUAAACACACACACACACCCAUUGGCUGUAUAUGGUGGUGUUUCCUGUUUAAUGUGCUAUAAGGAACAGCUCACUGCUUUACUUUAUCACAAUAACUGAAGCUGCACAGUGGAACAUCACUUCUCCUCCGAGAUGGCUGAGUCUUCCAAAAAACCAAAGAAAAGCAAAGAAGAAAGGGCAAAGGAAUUCCUCAGUAAUUCAGCUUUCGCAAGAAAUGCAUUCCUCCUCUUUAACAAAGCCACUGAUAUAGUCAGUGCCCAGGAACAGGGAGACUUACAGAGUGCCAAACAGAUACUGGAACAGAUGCUACACAGCAUCCUGUUCUUAGGUCACAUCCAUGUUCCAGUCUACCGCCCAGAACACAUCUUUUCUGAUAUGGAGAUGUUACAGAGAACCAUGAAUGUUUCCCCAAAGCCAUUUGAAUGUUUCCAAACCCACGUGGCUCUGCGAACACCUUUCUCCUACUUUCUGCAACUGCUCACAGUGUGUUACAGCGAAAGUCAGGAAUUCACAGUGAUGGAAAUUCAGAUACCCACUGAUUUCCAGUGUACUGUGUGUCUGAGUGUAUAAUAACCACAGAUACUAUGGUGUGUCUCUGUCCUGUGAGAGUGACAGAGAGAGAGAUCAUGACAUCUGUGUCUUGUCUGGAUGUGUGGCAUCACAAAGUCUCCUCUGCUGUGAUGUGUACAGUGAGGUGUGAAGUGUUUGCUGUGGAGGACAUGAACCAGGUCUACAUAAACCUGGUAACUGUGCUGAGACUGAGGCCAUCAGUAAUCUCCUGUAAGACCAAGAUGUGUCUGAGCAGACCACCUUCACUGGAGGGGUUUAUAGUGACCAGGAGAUUAAAGAAAGUAUGACAGCUUGUUUUAAUCAACACAUGAAAAAGUAAGAUAAUUAUAAUACCCUGGCUGUCUAUAGUUAGUGUCUCUAAGCUCUAAGAUUUUUUUCUAAGAAAAUUUGAAUAUAACAUUGACAUUAACACGAGUAACAAACAUUAAGUAUAAAAAGGCAAAUAAUUAGAUUAUCCUGGUUGUCUUUGAUUAGUGUCUAUAUUUUUUUGUGUUGUGCCUUGCCUUAAUCCCCCACCCCACCUGCCCGCCCCCCCCCCGUGUUACUGGCUGCCUCUGCCUGCCUCGCCGUGUUCCUCGCUCAUCCUGCCUGCCUCGCCAUGUUCCUCGCUCAUCCCGCCUACUUCGCCAUGUUCCUCGCUCGUUUCUAGGCUCGUUGCUCCCUGUUUUUAACCUGGAUCAUUCCUUGUUUGGACUUUUAAAUGUGUCUCUGGCUGGGCACGUCGGGAGCCGCGCCUUAUGGGGGAGUAUCGUCAGGAAUUGGCCUGAAUGGACACUAGGGGUACACUGUUGCCUUUGUGUCUGUGCCAUGUGCUUUUGUUUGUUUUAUGCAUCACAUGUUAGCCCCGCCCUUUCCUUAAUGUUCCUGCUUCUGCACACCCGUUCCUUGUUAUACUUACGAUCACCACUAUUUAUGCCGUGUUUCUUACCUCUGCUUUUCACAGAGUCCUUGUAUUUUGGUUUGCUGUCUCUGUUUGUUGUAUCUGUGUACCUGCUUUUUCUGUUUCCAGUCUUCUAGUGUUUUUUGCCCUUUGUUAUUUUUCCCUAAAUAAACCUAAAUGUUAUCCUGCAUUUGGGUCUGUACUUUUAUAUCUAUAAUAUAAUUAUAUAAUUAGUCAUAUCUGAAGCUCUAAGAUCCUGUAGGGUUGAUUCUGAAUCUGUAUUAUCCUGUCUGUAUGAGCUAUAUUUUGCCAGUAAAUAAAUAAAAACAAAACAUGAUUGA